ACUGGCCCCCCCUUUGGGGACCUGCCCUGCCCCACCAGGUGCUGGCAUUGGCCCCACCAUCCAGAUUGGGGAGGAGACGGUGAUCACUGUUGACACCAAGGCAGCAGGCAAAGGGAAGGUGACCUGCACCGUGUGCACGCCCGACGGCUCCGAGGUGGACGUGGAUGUGGUGGAGAACGAGGAUGGCACCUUUGACAUCUUCUACACAGCCCCCCAGCCGGGCAAAUAUGUCAUCUGCGUGCGCUUUGGUGGCGAGCACGUGCCCAACAGCCCUUUCCAAGUGACGGCUCUAGCCGGGGAUCAGCCCACAGCACAGCCCCCGCUUCGGCCUCAGCAACUGGCCCCGUCUUACACGUAUGCCCAGGGUGGCCAGCAGACCUGGGCCCCAGAGAGACCCCUAAUGGGUGUCAAUGGGCUGGAUGUGACCAGCUUAAGGCCCUUCGACCUUGUCAUCCCCUUCACCAUCAAGAAAGGCGAAAUCACGGGGGAGGUGAGGAUGCCCUCGGGCAAGGUGGCACAGCCAGCCAUCACCGACAACAAGGACGGCACCGUGACCGUCCGCUAUGCCCCCAGUGAGGCUGGCCUGCACGAGAUGGACAUCCGCUACGAUCACAUGCACAUCCCAGGAAGCCCCCUGCAGUUCUAUGUGGAUUACGUCAACUGCGGCCACGUCACAGCCUAUGGGCCUGGCCUCACCCAUGGAGUGGUGAACAAGCCUGCUGUCUUCACCGUGAAUACCAAGGAUGCGGGAGAGGGGGGCUUGUCCCUGGCCAUCGAGGGCCCAUCCAAAGCAGAAAUCAGCUGCACUGACAACCAAGAUGGGACCUGCAGCGUGUCCUACCUGCCCGUGCUGCCCGGGGAUUACAGCAUCCUGGUCAAGUACAACGAGCAGCACAUCCCGGGCAGCCCCUUCACCGCCAGGGUCACAGGUGACGACUCAAUGCGCAUGUCCCACCUGAAGGUGGGCUCUGCUGCUGACAUCCCCAUCAAUAUCUCCGAGACGGACCUCAGCCUGCUGACAGCCACGGUCGUGCCACCCUCGGGCCGGGAGGAGCCCUGUCUGCUGAAGCGACUGCGCAAUGGCCACGUGGGGAUCUCGUUCGUGCCCAAGGAGACAGGGGAGCACCUGGUGCAUGUGAAGAAGAAUGGCCAGCACGUGGCGAGCAGCCCCAUCCCAGUGGUGAUCAGCCAGUCGGAGAUUGGGGAUGCCAGCCGCGUGCGGGUCUCAGGCCAGGGCCUCCAUGAAGGCCACACGUUUGAGCCUGCAGAGUUUAUCAUUGACACCCGUGAUGCAGGCUAUGGCGGGCUUAGCUUGUCCAUUGAGGGCCCCAGCAAGGUGGACAUCAACACAGAGGACCUAGAGGAUGGCACAUGCAGGGUCACCUACUGCCCCACAGAGCCUGGCAACUACAUCAUCAACAUCAAGUUCGCUGACCAGCACGUGCCUGGCAGCCCCUUCUCUGUGAAGGUAACAGGAGAGGGCCGGGUGAAAGAGAGCAUCACACGCCGGCGACGGGCCCCUUCGGUGGCCAAUGUUGGCAGUCAUUGCGACCUCAGCCUGAAGAUCCCUGAAAUUAGCAUCCAGGACAUGACAGCCCAGGUAACCAGCCCAUCAGGCAAGAGCCACGAGGCCGAGAUUGUGGAAGGGGAGAACCACACCUACUGCAUCCGCUUUGUGCCUGCCGAGAUGGGCAUGCACACAGUCAGCGUCAAGUACAAGGGCCAGCACGUGCCUGGGAGCCCCUUCCAGUUCACUGUGGGGCCCCUGGGGGAAGGGGGAGCCCACAAAGUCCGUGCUGGAGGCCCUGGCCUGGAGAGGGCUGAAGCCGGAGUGCCAGCUGAAUUUAGCAUCUGGACCAGGGAAGCUGGUGCUGGGGGCCUGGCCAUUGCUGUUGAGGGCCCCAGCAAGGCUGAGAUCUCCUUUGAGGACCGCAAGGACGGCUCCUGCGGUGUGGCUUAUGUGGUCCAGGAGCCAGGUGACUACGAGGUCUCGGUCAAGUUCAACGAGGAACACAUCCCCGACAGCCCCUUCGUAGUACCUGUGGCUUCUCCGUCUGGCGAUGCCCGCCGCCUUACUGUUUCUAGUCUUCAGGAGUCAGGGCUAAAGGUCAACCAGCCAGCCUCUUUUGCAGUCAGCCUGAAUGGGGCCAAGGGGGCGAUCGAUGCUAAGGUGCACAGCCCCUCGGGAGCCCUGGAGGAGUGCUAUGUCACAGAGAUCGACCAAGAUAAGUAUGCUGUACGCUUCAUCCCGCGGGAGAAUGGUGUCUACCUGAUUGACGUCAAGUUCAAUGGCACCCACAUUCCUGGGAGCCCCUUCAAGAUCCGAGUUGGGGAGCCUGGGCAUGGAGGGGACCCAGGCCUGGUGUCCGCCUAUGGAGCUGGCCUAGAAGGUGGGGUCACAGGGAGCCCAGCUGAGUUUAUCGUGAACACGAGCAACGCUGGAGCGGGUGCCCUGUCAGUAACCAUCGAUGGGCCCUCCAAGGUGAAGAUGGAUUGCCAGGAGUGCCCUGAGGGCUACCGUGUCACUUAUACUCCCAUGGCACCUGGCAGCUACCUCAUCUCCAUCAAGUAUGGUGGCCCCUACCACAUUGGGGGCAGCCCCUUCAAGGCCAAAGUCACAGGUCCCCGUCUCGUCAGCAACCACAGCCUCCAUGAGACAUCGUCCGUGUUUGUGGACUCCCUGACCAAGACUGCCAGUGCCCCCCAGCAUGGGGCCCUGGCAGGUUCCACUGAUGCCAGCAAGGUGCUGGCCAAGGGCCUGGGGCUGAGCAAGGCCUACGUGGGCCAAAAGAGCAGCUUCACGGUGGACUGCAGCAAAGCAGGCAACAACAUGCUGCUGGUAGGGGUGCAUGGCCCCCGGACACCCUGCGAGGAGAUCCUGGUGAAGCAUGUGGGCAGCCGGCUCUACAGUGUGUCUUACCUGCUCAAGGACAAGGGAGAGUACACGCUGGUGGUCAAGUGGGGCGAUGAGCACAUCCCAGGCAGCCCCUACCGUGUCCUGGUCCCCUGAGUUCUGCCUCUGCCAGCUGGCAGCUCCCAGGAUGAGACGUGCCCCACACCCAUCCCCCAACCUGAGCAGCCCCCUGGUCUCCUCAGCCCCAGAGCCCCGGCCGGCCCUGGCCGCCCCAUCACUGCAGCCACCCCAGCCCUGCGUUGCACUCACCUGCCUCCACUUGGGUAAAGGAGAGAGGCGAGCAGAGGUAGCCCUUUGGUGGCUCUGCCUAUCUUCUUUGGUUCUGGGAGGGGUGAGGGAUGGGGUACUAUGCACAACCACCCGCUAGUUCUCUUCCCUAGCCGAGAAGAAUAAAGUUCUGCUUCCAUUCUCCUGA
This is a messenger RNA of Leptonychotes weddellii (Weddell seal), 3329 nucleotides long. Lineage: Eukaryota; Metazoa; Chordata; Mammalia; Carnivora; Phocidae. The record is from RefSeq and is a predicted model, not a curated record.